Molecule: messenger RNA, 3236 nt
Organism: Medicago truncatula (barrel medic)
Lineage: Eukaryota; Viridiplantae; Streptophyta; Magnoliopsida; Fabales; Fabaceae
Product: serine/threonine-protein kinase D6PKL1
Exons: 3
Coding region: 586-2994 (802 amino acids)
Biological process (GO): protein phosphorylation
Molecular function (GO): ATP binding; protein kinase activity
Source: RefSeq, a predicted model, not a curated record
GUCGUGUAUGCCUGCCUCUGGAACACAACAUCAUGUCAUGUGUUACAUUAAUGUUGGUGUAACAGUUUAGUUACACACACAACACAAUAAUGAAAAACAAGAAAGAAAGAUAGAGUAGGUGUGUAGUGUAAUGUGCUUGUAGCAACUACAGUUACACUAUUUUACUUGUACUCUCUCUCUCUCUCUCUCUCUCUCUCUCUCUCUCUCAUGCUUCUUGUGAUUUUCAUUUCACACCUUUUAUGUUUUUCUCUUUCCUCAUUCACUAUCCCUCUCUCUAUCUCUGUCUUUUACACGCAAACUUCAAACUUCUAACCCUAGGAAAUAGGAAUACCCUCUUCAAUAUUUCAACCUUCACCUCUAAGCUUAUUUUCCAUUUUCAUAUUUUCUAUUCUUGGCUCUUUCAGUUUUCCCUUACGCUGUCUUUGGAUUUUGUUUCAGGAAUUCAUGUCAUUCACUCAAUUCUGCUCAAUCCGGAGGAUGCUCCUUUGUGGAUUUUGAUUUCCUUGCAAUUAUCUAUGUGAGUCAUCUUUAUAGUUGAGAAGAUAAAACUAAGUUGUUGCUAGUUAUUUUGCCGAAUCAUCAAAUAUGAAUGCAUCUAGCAAUACAUGUGAGAUAGUGGAAUACCGGGAAGAGAUAUUUCCCGAGUUCGAAACAGAUGAAAAGCCUCAGAGUAGUUGUUCCUACAAAUCAGGAAAAAGGUACUCGAUUGAGGCUGAUAUUGAUCGUCUUUUCAAGGCUAUUGAGAUUAAAAGUUCAUCUAGAGGUCAUAGUACAUCGCGGUCGCAACAGAGUUCUCUUAAAAGACCGAUUAAAGUUUGUCCGUCUCAGGCUUCAGGAAUUGGCAUUGCGGAGCCUGUCAGUUUGAAGCAGGCACUUAGAGGAUUGUGCAUCUCUCAGGCAUCAGAAAUGGCUGCUUUGAAAAGAGUAUCAAAGCAAUGCAGCUCAUCAAGAGUAUCAGAGGUUGGCACGGUAAAGAAGUUGGUCGAAAUCUCCCUAGUGCCAGAGAUAUCUACACUUUCCGGUAAAUUUCCUGUUGUAGCAAUAUCGAGUUCAAGUGCUAAUCAUUCUAUUCCUGUGGUCAGUGCAACAAGAUUAACAGAAAUGACAACUAGGUUUGUGUCCCAAGAUCAGAUCGUUCCUCUUCCACCUGAGGUUGAAGCUGGCAAGCAAACGCUACAAACCGAGGAAGUGCUAGAGGUCAGAAUGAAUCCUGCUACGACGAGUAAAUCUUGUCUCAGUUCUUCAAUGCCGGAUAAGGACCGGGAGAAAAAUUUUCAUUGUGCAUCUUGUCCACCUAGUUCUAGCAAUGAUAGCGGAGUGGGCAAAAACUCAAGCCUUAGUACAUGUUUGGCAAAACCAAUAUUCAAUAACAUGAACUUCCUUAAGAAAAAAGUAAAGAAAGAUCAAUGUUCUGCCUCAAGCUGUGCUACUAGUAGUUUCAACAAGGAGAAUGGAAAUUCUGAUCUUAAGCAUGAUAUUAAAGAAAAUGAUGAUAAACCAUCUCCGUGCAGUUCAAAUCAUAGUAUUGAAGUUAACUCAAUUAAUGUUAGUAGGGAUUCAAGUAAACCUGGUUUUAGUUUGAAUUUCAGUAAGAAAACUAAGUUUCUUGUUACAAAAGUUGACGAAAAAUCAAGAUCAAAGGAAAAGGGUGAGUUCUCUCAGAGCUCAAAAAGUAGCAUGGGUGAGUAUAGUACUAGUAGCACAAGUAUCAGUGAAGAGAGCAAUCUUAGUGGUUCAAGUCGCAGUGGCCAACGACCUCACAUGUCAAAACACUCAAGAUGGGAAGCUAUUCGUGCGAUUCAACAGCAGCAUGGUAACCUAAAUUUGAGGCACUUUAGGCUGAUAAGGAAGCUUGGUAGUGGAGACAUUGGAACCGUUUAUCUUGCAGAACUAAUUGGUACUAGUUGCCUUUUUGCACUGAAAGUUAUGGACAAUGAAUUUUUGGCUAGCAGGAAGAAAACAUUUAGAGUUCAAACUGAAAGAGAGAUCCUUCAAAUGUUGGAUCAUCCAUUUCUUCCUACACUAUAUUCCCAUAUUACUACGACUAAGCUCUCUUGCUUGGUUAUGGAGUAUUGUCCAGGCGGUGAUCUGCAUGUGCUGCGACAGAAGCAAACGUACAAGAGCUUUUCGGAGCAAGCAGCUAGGUUUUAUGUUGCUGAAGUUCUUCUUGCCCUUGAGUAUUUGCACAUGAUGGGAGUUGUAUAUCGAGAUCUAAAGCCGGAAAAUAUCCUAGUACGCGAAGAUGGACAUAUUAUGCUGACAGAUUUUGACUUAUCACUCAGAUGUUCUGUCAAUGCAAUGUUAGUCAAAACAUCUUCACCCGAUGCAGAUGCCGCAAAGAAGACCUCCAGUCCUUGCUCAGGGGCUAGUUGCAUACACCCUUUCUGUCUCCAACCGGAUUGGCAAGUUUCCUGCUUUGCUCCUAUUCUAUUGUCUCCCGGAGCAAAAUCUCGAAAGAUGAAGGCUGACAUAGCUGCUCAAGUUGGUCCACUUCCACAGCUUGUAGUUGAGCCUACCAAUGCACGGUCUAACUCCUUCGUUGGAACAUACGAAUAUCUUGCUCCAGAGAUCAUCAAAAGCGAGGGACAUGGAAACGCUGUAGAUUGGUGGACUUUCGGUAUAUUUUUGUUUGAGCUUUUAUAUGGAAAGACUCCCUUCAAAGGUCCAUCAAAUGAUGAUACAUUAUCAAAUGUCGUGUCGGAGAGCCUUAAGUUUCCAGGUACUCCUAUAGUCAGUUUUCAUGCAAGAGAUUUGAUAAGAGGAUUGUUGAUAAAGGAUCCUGAAAAUCGAUUAGGUUCGAUAAAAGGUGCUGCAGAAAUAAAACAGCAUCCCUUCUUUGAAGGCCUCAACUGGGCUCUAAUACGGUGUGCGGCACCACCGGAGCUCCCCAAGUUUCGCGAUUUUGGAACUAGUGCUCCAUCUAUGGCUGCACAGAAGGAGAAUGCAAAUGACUUAGAGGAUAUAGAUGAUUGUGAAGAGUUUGAGCUUUUUUAGUUAAACUUUUGUUUGCUGCCCUUUUCAAUCUGCUUUUUUUCCCCUUUCUUCUUAUGCUGGGAAGGGAAUUAACUUGAAACUGACUUUGUUUCAGAACCUGUUCUCAUCCUUGUAACACUUAGUAUAGCUUAUAGCAUAAAUGUAAUUUAAACAAUGUGACAAACAUAAAGAUUAGUAUAUGUUGAUACUUAACUAGAAGUUGCAAAUGGAUUGAGGAAAUACGACGAUGUCUUUGGCUUGUC